This is a messenger RNA of Antrostomus carolinensis (chuck-will's-widow), 695 nucleotides long. RefSeq names its product mitochondrial ribosomal protein L39 (gene MRPL39). The annotation marks the transcript as partial. Gene Ontology annotation, molecular function: nucleotide binding; RNA binding. Gene Ontology annotation, cellular component: mitochondrion. NCBI's taxonomy places the organism in Eukaryota, Metazoa, Chordata, Aves, Caprimulgiformes, Caprimulgidae. The transcript is spliced from 6 exons. The record is from RefSeq and is a predicted model, not a curated record.
GGUUCCUCUGCUCGGCCCUUUCUCGACUGACAUCAGACGAAGUGAUUCGGAUGCGUAAUGAGCUCUUUACCAAAGAGAAAGAGAGACAGUUGUCUCUGUAUCCACGAAUUGAGAAAAUCGAAGUAAAAUACACUGGGAAAUCUCACCCUGGCAGUGUGUUUGUAAUGAACAAAGCUUUGUCUACUCCAUACAACUGUGCCAUGCACUUAAGUGAAUGGCAUUGCAAGAAAUCCGUUCUAGCUCUUGUGGAUGGUGAAGUCUGGGAUAUGUAUAGACCCUUGACCAAAUCAUGUGAAAUUCAGUUCCUUACUUUCAAAGAUGAACAUCCAGAGGAAGUAAACAAGGCCUAUUGGCGUUCCUGUGCCAUGAUCAUGGCAUGUGUGUUAAAGCGAGCAUUCAAAGAUGAGUAUUCAGUGAAUCUGAUUAAAGCUCCAGAAGUGCCAGUGAUCUCUGGAGCUUUCUGUUAUGAUGUGCUUUUGGACAGUAGACUGAAUGAAUGGAAACCAACAAAAGACAACUUCCAUUCUCUUACAAGGGAUGCCAGAAAGCUAAUUGAUAAAGACCUACCAUUUGAAACGCUGCAUGUUGAAGCAAAAGUAGCACGUGAAAUGUUUCAACAUAACAGAUACAAAAUGGAAAUGAUAGAACGAAAAGCUUCUCAGAAUAUGGAAGGAGUCAUAACAUUACAUAGGUGA